CCCGGGCCGCCCGGCAGGCACUUGGGAGCUCCAGGCUGUGCCCGACGUGGGGAAGCGCGCCCAAACCAGCCCGCUGGCCGGCUCCCCGGCGACCCCAACGAUGCCAGAGGCCAGGAGCUCCGGCCCGGACCUCACGCGAUGGAGGAAGCAGCAGCAGCCUGUGCGCCGCACGGUCAGCCAGGUCUGCCCGCCCCCGCGGCGGCCCCUGACCGUGGCGGACAUCCGUUCCGGCAUGGAGAACGAGCGGCUGGGGGUCGUGCGGGACUCCAUGUUUCAGAACCCUCUCAUCGUCAAGGCUGAACUCGGCAAGCCCCGGGAAAGAAGCUACAGUCUGCCCGGCAUUAAUUUUAAUUAUGGACUCUACAUCCGAGGGCUUGACGGAGGAGUCCCUGAAGCCAUCGGACGCUGGAACGUGUUUAAGCAGCAGCCCACCUGCCCCCAUGAGCUGACCCGGAAUUAUAUUGCAAUGAACCGCGGGGCGGUGAAAGCCGGCCUGGUGACUGCCCGGGAGAACUUGCUCUACCGUCAGCUCAACGACAUCCGCAUCAGUGACCAGGAUGACCGGCGCAUGAAGAAGGAGCUGCCCCCUCUCCCUCCAGACAUGACAUUUGGGAUCCGGGCACGGCCUUCCACACCCUUCUUUGAUCUGCUGCAGCACCGGUACCUGCAGCUGUGGGUACAGGAACAAAAGGCCACCCAGAAAGCCAUCAAACUGGAGAAGAAGCAGAAGGUGGUCCUUGGGAAGCUGUAUGAGACCCGGAGCAGUCAGCUGAGGAAGUACAAGCCGCCCGUGAAGCUGGACACCCUCUGGCGCAUGCCUCACUUCCAGAAGGUGGGCCGCCACCUUGAUACGUUCCCCACCGAGGCCGAUCGUCAGAGAGCAUUAAAAGCCCACCGGGAAGAGUGUGCCGUGCGCCAGGGGACCCUGCGGAUGGGCAACUACACCCACCCCUAGCCCCUCCCUCCCCUGCCACGAGAAGCCAUCUUGACAUAGUGGAAAAUUCCCAGAAGGACUCCCUAUCUUGCCCCAACCCUGACAUUCCCCCAUUUUUAUGCAGGUUCUGCUUCAAGGAGCUCAGAUUCAAGUCUUAGGCUAAUUGUUUUUGGUAAAAGUCCCCCCUUUUAGGUUAGCCAACAUUAGUCUCCACUUAGCCCCAGUGACCCUCUACCUGGAGCCUCCUCCUCUCCUCCUCCUUCUCCUCCUAGGGCAGGCUCACCCUGCCUCUUCUCAAGCCCUCACCUGCCAAGACAAGCCCAAAUUACAAGACAAUUUUUUAGACUUCAGGCUAAGGGUCGAUUCCAUGGCUCUGCCCAUUAAGUGUUAAGAACGACCUGUGUAUUUGCUGCAGAAAGCAUGACAGUGACGUGCUUUGAAAGCCCUCAUUUUCUAUUCCAAACAUGAGUUUUAAUUGCUCUUUUUGGGAUGCCUGAUGUCUCAUCACGGCAGUAUUAUCUCUCUGGGACCUCUGACAGCAGGAAGAGCCAAUGGUUCAUUACUCAAGCCUGCCCCCGCCUCCUCAGUGCUGGGGCCCCGUCAAUCAAGCAGGCCAAGUUGGACUCCUCCCCCAGGACUGACUUUGGAAGGUCAACCCACUCUGGAAAAAGCCUUCCAGGCCAGGGGGUAGACUGCCGAACACGGGCUGCUGAGCUUCUCAGCCGAAUUCCCGGGCACUUCCUCACUCGGUCUUUCCGUGUGUUCUUUGGAUUCUCUCUGCAAAUUUUAUGCUGAUCUAUUUUAAAUUAAAAAUGCUAUUUGUCAUCCUC
This is a messenger RNA of Gorilla gorilla gorilla (western lowland gorilla), 1764 nucleotides long. It is a transcript of the gene CFAP77, whose product is annotated as cilia and flagella associated protein 77. The transcript has 6 exons. NCBI's taxonomy places the organism in Eukaryota, Metazoa, Chordata, Mammalia, Primates, Hominidae. Bases 101 to 955 code for a protein of 284 amino acids. The record is from RefSeq and is a predicted model, not a curated record.